Bolinopsis microptera is the source of this 921-nucleotide messenger RNA. Its product is annotated as myb-like protein X. The record is from RefSeq and is a predicted model, not a curated record. Bases 1 to 921 code for a protein of 306 amino acids. NCBI's taxonomy places the organism in Eukaryota, Metazoa, Ctenophora, Tentaculata, Lobata, Bolinopsidae. The transcript is spliced from 2 exons.
AUGAGCUUGAGCAGUCCUCAUCAUGAACAACCUGCCAUCUUUGACUUGGACCUAGAGAUCGACUGUGAGAGUUCUGGUUCCUUGAACACCAGUUUUUAUGACAGUGAGUCAGAGAGCGAGACUAAGAUUGGCAAGAAGUUGAGGUUGAGGGGGGACUCCCCUGUUACGGGAAAGUUCUCGUCUGACUCCGCUCAGAGCGACCUGGAGUCUGAAGAGGAAGCUUUGUCAGAAGAGAAGGAGGAGAGUAGCUCUGAAGAGAAGGAGGAGAGUAGCUCAGACUCGCCUGACAGUUCAUCAGAUGAUAACGAUCCUCCCCCCACCAAGAGGUACAGACUCAGUCCUGACAAGCUUGCUCCAAAACAACACCGAAUAAUCGUCACUCGUAAACGGCUCACUUUCGAACAUCUCAAUCUACUGAAGAGUAGGAAUCUGCUGCCAGACACGCAGGACACUGACAACGACUCUGUGAGUGAGUGUGAGACUACAGUGCAGGAGGAGAGGGAAAUAGAAGAGAAAGAGCUGAAGGAGCAGGAUGAGAAUGAGAAGAAGGCUGUUGAGGCAGAACCAAGCAGGACCCUGCUUCCAGUGGAGGAAGAAAACUCUACGUUUGGUGGCUCCGAGCCAAUUUUCUCCUCUGACCUGCCUAAAGAAGAUAAGCUAGGUGUGUUUGACUCUGACCAGCCUAAAGAAGAUAAGCUAGGUGUUUUUGACCCUGACCAGCCUAAAGAAGAUAAGCUAGGUGUGUUUGACCCUGACCAGCCUAAAGAAGAUAAGCUAGAUGUGUUUGACUGGCAGGACGAGGAAAGCAGUUCAUCUCAUGUGUCAGCUACAGGAAACGGAAAAGGAAACACGCUAAAAGUGAACUUCAAAACACCAUCUUCAAGUCUUCUCCAAAGAAGCGGGAACUUCCAGAAGUUUUAA